UUCAUGACGUUAAAAGUUAAAAUAGGGUUCUUGUAGUGAGGUAGUUUUUUAAAUAAAUAAAUAAAUAUAUAUACAAAUAAAUAAUAUUUAAACAUGCCAACUUACGAGAUGCCUUUACUUAUUCGCAUAAUGAAUAAGCCGGAGACAUUCAACGCUUUGAAAAGAGUAGCAACAGCAAUCUUUGACAGAGGUGGAAUUAUCAGAAAAAUAGAAAAUUUAGGUGUCCAAGAUUUACCCUGCAAACUUUCUUUUAGAGGAAGCACAUAUAGACAAGCGACCCAUUUCUUGUAUUAUUUUGACGCACCUCCAUCAACGCUAACAAGUCUUACCGAUGAAUAUAAUCGAGAUAUUGAUAUUCUUAGAAAUAAAAUUUAUAAACAAGAAACCCCAGAGUCAAUUGAAUGUACAUUACACGACGAGUUAUUACCUCCUGUUUACAGAAAAGAGGUACAAGAAUUAAUGAAGAUUGGUGCUAAACAGAAAAGGAAACAUCAGAAAAAACAAUUUAGCCGCAAAUUAACGUAUUAUCCUUCAUAAUCAACUCAGAUUUCAUAAUUUUUAUCUAUUUAUAGAUAUUAUCGUAUAAUAUUAUAUAUAUAAUACUGUAUGUAUAUAAUAUUAAUGUAUAUAGUUUAACAAUAUAUAAAAUGAUUGAUUUCUCUUUGUUUGGUCAACGGCUUCGCGUUGUUGAAAAAACUAGUCUUUCGAUCAUUAAAGUUAACGAUUUUGGUACUUGAAUGAUUCCAGAAAAGUGUCAUCAAAAUCUUUCAAUUAUUUAAAAAGAAAUAUACACAAUUAAUAAAGAUUAUAGACCCUCUA
Messenger RNA from Polistes dominula (European paper wasp), 819 nucleotides. It is a transcript of the gene mRpS6, whose product is annotated as mitochondrial ribosomal protein S6. Gene Ontology annotation, cellular component: ribosome; mitochondrial small ribosomal subunit. NCBI's taxonomy places the organism in Eukaryota, Metazoa, Arthropoda, Insecta, Hymenoptera, Vespidae. Gene Ontology annotation, biological process: translation. Gene Ontology annotation, molecular function: small ribosomal subunit rRNA binding; structural constituent of ribosome. The record is from RefSeq and is a predicted model, not a curated record.